Periconia digitata is the source of this 2855-nucleotide messenger RNA. Lineage: Eukaryota; Fungi; Ascomycota; Dothideomycetes; Pleosporales; Periconiaceae. The record is from the annotation of a GenBank genome assembly.
CGAAUAUGGAGUCCCGAAUAGCGACACUGCUGGGUGACUCCUCCUCCUCCUCAUCGCUGGAUCGUGCAGGCCAGGACGCGCUGCCGAUACUGCCCCCUCCAUCGCUUGCCCCACGUAGACCGCCUCACCCCCUUGAGCCCAACGCCACUGUCAACAAUGAAGAAGCCCUGAAUACCGCGAGUAAGCAGCAGCAGAAAAGACAGAAACCCAGCGUGCCUAUUGCGGGGGUCUUGAAUCAUGAGACACCAACUCCCAACGUUGUCGUGCCCACUGUACCGACUGCCUCGCCAUCCUCAUUACCCCCUUUCAGCGGCCGUCUGAGCGACCUUUUGUUGGAUCCUUCCCAGCAACAUGUGAAUAAGAAGCGUCGACUGGAUGAUCACGGUACGAGUUCAAGCAGUACUACGACAACGACGACAACGAAUAAUGCCCCGGUGCUCUCGACGGCCGAUCGUUCGGACAACAAGUUGAAAUUGCCCGAGCCGACGCAGCAGCCGUCAAAGAAGACGCCAAAACGUCCGAGGAUACCCCCUUUACUGCAGGGUCUACAUCAUCCCCCGCCCUUGCCUGAGAAGGCUUUCCCACCCAUUACCGGCGAAGGGAGCGGAUUCGGGAGGGAUAUCGGGGAGCGAGCUGGUGUGCGUAGUCCGGUACAUCUGAGCAAGAUCGAAGAGAGGGAAAGCCGGACGGAUGUGAACAGAGAAGAUGCAACAAGUGCACAAGUGCAAAAAGAUGGAAGAGAGACCAAUAGCAAGCUUGCCGCAGUAUCAACGAGCGACAAGGAGAACCGCGACCUUCCUGCCGACAGCCCCGCCCCCACUACAGAGAAGACGAGUAAGACAAAGGAGACGCGAAAGCGCAAUAAGUGGUCGGACCAGGAGACCAAAGAUUUGCUCGUGGGAGUGAGUCGUUUUGGGAUAGGCAACUGGAAAAAGAUUCUCACAUGUGAAGACUUCACAUUCAACCAGCGCACCACCAUCGAUCUAAAAGACCGCUUCCGUGUGUGCUGUCCCGGAGAAGGGCUCAAGUUGCGCAAGCCCAGACGAAAGCACAAUCCUGUGGAAGCUCCUACCCAAGUUGCACCGUCAGCAUCAGCCCCAUCGUCAUCUACCGCAUCGACUAGCCAAGAUGUAGAAACGACCAGCGAUGCCACCACUUUCUCAAAAACAGUGGUCAGAUCCUAUAGAUCUCGCACGGAAAGCGACCGCAAAGGCCCCGCCGAUCUCGCAAAGCUGGGCAUCCACGCUCCUUUCAUCAAACGCAAGCGUCGCGAGCGUCGCGAGUUCACACAAGCCGAUGAUGCGAACCUUCUUAUCGGGUUCGAGAAAUACAACACUUCCUGGCACUUGAUGCGCGAUGAUACUGCGUUGGGCUUCAAAGGACGUCACGCUACAGAUCUGCGCGACCGUUUCCGCAUUCGAUACCCUGAGAAGUUUGCGGGGGCGGGCUGUAAGCCAAAGUCCAAGGAUGAAGCGAUGUUGAAGGAGAAACGGAACGCGAUGGUUGCGGCGGGUACUCAUGCGGCAUCGACUGUGGAAAAGCAGAAAGACGCAGGAGAUGAGGAAAUUGUGGAUUCGACGUCCCAAUCAUCCCGCAGCAAAGAACCCAACGGCAACACAAAGCCGCGCGUGAAUACAACGACAACUCCCCCUUCUUCUUCCAAGACGACGGCAUCAUCUCAGACGGCCCUUCCAACUGCAACAUCCUCAUCCUCAUUAGCCCCAUCGGCGUCACGACCUCUAUACAGGUCCCUCACAUACACGCACGGCCUGCCCUUCCCUAAUCCUCUGAUCCCAGACUCCGACUCCAACGACAACGACGACGCCGACGAAAUAGAUAGCCCAAUCGUGUUGAGUCGCAACAUCCUGCAAUGGGUUGAAACACACCCAUUGCAGACAACGAAUACGACAGCCAGUACCAGCGGUAGCAUGUCAAAUAACCUGCUAAGCGUAAUGUCUUCGUUCAACAGCGGGUCUACGAUGGAAAGCGCGCAUCUUCCUACCUUCCACGGUCUCAGUGCUGACGGUAUUGAUACCGACGGAACGUUUACGCACGCUCAUGCACCCAUGUCGUUGUUAACUAGCACUGUUCCUUCAAUGGCGCUGUCAUCUAUGUCGUCUAGUACCACCCAUCCACAAUCUAGUUUCGGGUCCACGCAACACACACCUAACACUAACGGUGUUUCCAUCUCGACUACAACGCCAUCAUCAUCCUUCUCGUCCCACACCACUAAUCCAUCUAAACAUACCCCUGCCUCCAUACCCCACAACCACCGCCGCACCCAUAUCGUCGCCAACGACAGCGCAAACCACCUUCUACGCACCCCCAACCUUCCUACAAUGAUGUACCCUCCCGUCCCCGAAUCCAGUGCAAGAAGCUCCCUGCAUAACCUCCCGCCCCCAGCGCAUCUACUGUCAGGCUUGGAUUACCAUGGUUAUGAUGGACGCGUUCACCCUGGUCCUACUCCUCACCCCGCUACUGGGGAGGGGGUCCAAGCAAGUGGUUUUGUGUUGCAACAACAGCAACAACAACAGGUUGACGAAUACGGCGCUGCUUCCACUGGCUCAGGAGGAAGUGGGGGUGCAAGUAUAGGAAAUACGGGUCCCUUCCUCUUCACUGCUUUACCGCCAUCCGCGCUGACGGCCGGAGCAAUGGGUACGAUGGGCGUUGGUGUAGGUGUGGGUCUGCAUGUUGGCUUCGACAUGUCAGCUACGUUGGCACCUAUGGUUAGCUCUGGUUCACACCCCGGUACUGGCUCUGGUUCUGGUGCUAGUGGUGGUGGUAUGGCACGAGGAAGUGGGUUCCAUCUAGAUCGAGAGCUUAUGGACACUGGUGGUAGUGGUGUGGGCAAGUAA